Messenger RNA from Aedes aegypti (yellow fever mosquito), 1613 nucleotides. RefSeq lists its product as uncharacterized. Lineage: Eukaryota; Metazoa; Arthropoda; Insecta; Diptera; Culicidae. Bases 29 to 1534 code for a protein of 501 amino acids. The record is from RefSeq and is a predicted model, not a curated record. The transcript is spliced from 2 exons. Gene Ontology annotation, molecular function: protein binding.
UGUCAGUAGUGCGCCAAAAUCCUCAGCCAUGGCCGAUUCGAACCACAUCAACAACCUUCCAGAUGGACUUUUGCUGGAAAUUUUUACCUACCUUCCUCUGAUCGAUCGCAAAACGGCCUCACAGGUGUGUCGCCUUUGGGACCAGGAAGCUUUCUCGGCACGCUUGAUGACAAGCGUCCGGCUACGGAUAUCCUGCACCAUGUUGAACAGCAAGGCACGAAGUUUGGAAUUGCUACGGAAUAGCUCGCGACCGUAUCGAAACAUAAUGAUCACUCUCUGUGGCAGUGGUGCUUGCAACGAUAUUCAGUACGAAUUUAUCGUGACCGUUCUGGAUCUAUUCGGCAAAUCGAUCGAAAGCUUCACGAUGAUACGUGGAUGCUCGGCAGCGCAGUUUAAGGACUUUGUGGUUAGGAUGCCUGGUUUGAAGCAUGUUACAGCUUAUGUUACCGAGCCGGACAAGCGUCCAGUCGAAUCGUUGGUAUUUCCAGUUUUAGGCAAGUUGAGGGAAGUGGACCUGGAGAUUAACAAUGAUGAUGUGUUGGAGAGUGGGCAACUCGAUGUGCUAGGAAUGGCCCCGAAUGUGACGCAAUUAGGCAUAACAUUCGACAAGUGCGACGAACCUGUACAAGUGAUCGACCUGUUGGAAGUCUGUGCGGAACAGUUGACGUCGUUGGAUCUUUUCGUCCCGCAUGAUCGUAUUCCAAUUGAUGAGCUACAGUUGGGGAAAUUGGAAGUCCUAAAACUACGAGGGCGUGCAUUUAGCUAUGAUAACAAUAAGUUGUAUCUACUGUUCAAAGGAUUACCUGCGUUGAAAGAAGUUCAUUUAGAUUUUGUCGUUACGGAGUCUGCACUGAGGAUCGUGUGUAGUAACUGCCCUAAGCUAGAAAAGCUUGACAUAAAAACAGACAUUUUGCAAGAGAAAUCAUUCAAGUGUUUGGAAACUUUGUCCAAUCUUCAGGUUUUAAUUGUGAACUUCAUCAAUACAAACAUGAUUGUUGGUUGUAAACCGUUAACGAGUAUUAAAGAAAUGCAAAUACAUGUGGACGACACUUAUCUGAACAACCAUGACUACGCAGAGCAGAUGUACAGGGUGUUCCCAAAUGUUCGGAGCAUGAAGAUAUUCUUCCGGGGAUUUCGUACCAAAAUUAUUGACGAAGUGUUUGUUCGCCAAAUAUGCCGGACGUUCGUCAAUUUGAGGAAGCUCACCGUCAGCGGAGAAUAUUGUCUGUAUGCAACCGUUCGUGGGUUCGACAGUCCCAACGAUCUCGGGAACGUGGAGGAGUUCAUUUUUAUCAAGACUGGUUUUUCCAUUGGACCAUCAUCGUACACAAAUCGAAUCAAGCGUUUGAUAUUCGAUCAUGUGAAUGCAAUCGACAUCGAUGUUUACUCCAUCGAUAAAUUCUUCCCCAAACUGCAGUACCUAGAAUUCGUAAGUUGUAAAGAGAUUAAACCGGAUGUUAUAGUUAAGUUACGUGAAACUUUCCCUAGGUAUGUCAUUCAUUAUGUUCACCUGGAGAGAAGAUGGAUGUAUUAGUGACCACAUAUUGGAAAAUAAACGCUACCCCCUGAGGAGAGUUUGUUCUACUCAGGGGAGGAAUUGUCCGAUUAGGAAA